Molecule: messenger RNA, 1150 nt
Organism: Rhagoletis pomonella (apple maggot)
Lineage: Eukaryota; Metazoa; Arthropoda; Insecta; Diptera; Tephritidae
Source: RefSeq, a predicted model, not a curated record
AGGCUAAGACGAACGCGACAAAGUUUAUAGUAUAAGUAUAUGAAUGGUAACAAAUUAACGAGGCCAAUCAACGGGAGGGUCAGUCGGUCCUUUGCUUGGUUCGAAAGACGAAAAUUGUUGUCUUUGGUACUGAUCAGUCACUAUACUUCGCAGUAGGAAAUCGAACGAACAUACAUUAAACAAAGAAAAUACCAAAGCAUUCACCGACAUGGACAAUAUAAAAUCGCCGCUGAGAGAGAUGGCGGAGCAAAGAGAACAUCCCACACAUGUUGGUACCAUAACAACAUUCGGCGAUCAAUCUACAAUAUCAACGGCACCACAGCCGCAUAUGCAACCGCCUCACGACGACGAUGCCUGGUGGUGGGAAGUAGAGAAUGGCGAUUUGAUAUUAGACCUCGUGCCGAAUGUUGCCGCACGAAGGGAAAGUGAACUUAAUAACAGCAGUACCAACAAAAAUGAGCUGCCCGCGGAUUUUGCCUCAAUUUUGAAACGUUGCGAAAAUGUAAAUGCGCAAUUGAUGAUAAAAAAUACAAAAGCAAGUCAGAGAAAUAAGGAUAAUGCGAUGGCAGAAAGCGACGAAGAAGCAUCGGGCUCUACUAAAAUGCUGUAUGAGGAACCGCGCACAGACGAUAAAUUGGCAGGAGGCAGCGUUCGAGCUUACCGCAUACUUAACUCACAAGACUCACACGCACUCUGCAAUACUGUAGCAGGAGAACAAACACUCGAAGAAUUCAAAGAAGAAUUGCGCAUCAAGCGAUUAGCUCGCCAGACGGCCGUGCAAGACUUGCGCGAUGAGAUCGUCACAUUACGCAGACAAUUGGCCGAUGAGCAGGAGCUUACGCGCUGCUUUCGACGAAAGGAUACAGUCGAGCUAACGAGUGCAGAUUCGGAAAGGCCGCUGGUAGAAGAAGAAGGUACUAUUAUCGGUGCCACCGCUGGACCAGACUCUGACGAUGAGGAUCCCCAGAGUCGCGGUCGCCAUGCCAAUAUUGAACUUGCUAAUGCACAGCUUGCUCUACAGAUGGCUAAUGCGGAGAACUUAUCGUUGCGCACCGAAUUAAGUGUUAUACAAAAACAAGUUGGCACUUUGAAGGAAGUCAUUGCCUGCUGUAAACAGAUGCUUAUCGUUAAGGAGGAUCAGUGUGUACAG